Messenger RNA from Acaulospora colombiana, 981 nucleotides. NCBI's taxonomy places the organism in Eukaryota, Fungi, Glomeromycota, Glomeromycetes, Diversisporales, Acaulosporaceae. The record is from the annotation of a GenBank genome assembly.
AUGCGAUCUUGGAGGACAGUAUCGAUCUCAGAGGCCAGCACCCUACUGAGGUUGAUUGACCACGGCUUCGAGAAGGCUGCGUCACUUGACUAUUGCCUGAAGCCUGUGCUCCCCAAUCAAUUAAGCUACCGAAUCCGCGGUGAUUGCAUAGAGAUCCCUCAAGGUGAGGGUGACAGGUGGACAAAGCAACCCGCCUCCAGGUGUCCAGGGUCCCCUUCCAGGCGUACAAGAAGUCAAACAACCCUCCACCUUAUAAACAUGCCUUACGUGCAAUUAACUGUCUCCCCUUACCUAUCGCCCCCAGGCCUAGCGCACCCCCCUUUGAUUGCUACGAAGCUCCGACCUCACCGUCUCACUGAGGCUCAGCCUGAACCAAUGUCUUAUCAUAGCGGAGUCUCUUAUCAUCCCAGCAUCGUAGCUCCAGGGCACAUGCCUAUUGCGGGUAUGCCUGUUGGGGGUAUGCCUGUAGGCACACCCUACGCUACGCCGUAUGGUGGAAAUGCCCUCAUGAUGGGUGGUAUGGGAAGCGAGUACGGCUCUCCCCUAGUGGACUCGUAUCCCCCUGUCAUUACGCGAACACCUUCUGUCUAUGAUACCGGGCGAAGGUCCCUAUACGAAGAAGAUCUCUAUGACCGCGACUAUCGAUAUGGGCGAGACUAUUUCGACAGAGACUACGAUCGUGGAAGGCGAUACUAUGAUGAUGACGAUUACUAUCCCCGACGAAGCAGCUCAAGAGCAUCCAGAAGAUCGUCACGACGAGACUACGACGAUUACUAUUAUGACCGCGACUACAGCAGAUAUGAGGACCCUUACACCGAUGCCUACCGUAAUCCACGGUACUACUCUUCGAGGUCCUAUAGCAGUGGAUACUAUCGCGAUGGCCAAGAGCGAAUAGGGGACAGAGUCCGACGUAUGUUCGGAAUGGACCCCAAAGGAGUAAAUGUGGUCCGGUUGAAGCGGGGUGAAUCACUAGCGGCCAAU